Messenger RNA from Prunus avium (sweet cherry), 1034 nucleotides. The record is from RefSeq and is a predicted model, not a curated record. NCBI's taxonomy places the organism in Eukaryota, Viridiplantae, Streptophyta, Magnoliopsida, Rosales, Rosaceae.
UGCAAUCAUGUAUCCUCCAAGAAAACUUCCUUGUUAGGUUCAAUCUGAGAAAUACUGGGCUAAGGAGUUUGAUGUUAUUUGUCACAAUAAAGUUCAUAUAUAUUGUAGAUCUAUGAAUUUGCAAAUUGCAAUCCUCUGGAGGUGAGUUUAAACUUCAGAAUGGAAAUUUUAGAUUUUUUCUUGCAUUUUACAAUUUAGUAUUCUUUUUAUGUGCAGACUUUUAUUUUUGGUUUCUCAUUCUAUUACAUGAUUGGACUAACAUGUGUAACAAAGGCUAUGAAUCCUUUUUGGAUUGUGCCUUGUAAUACUUGUAGGGAAACAUGGUAGGGAUUUUUUAUUUGUACGGAUUUUUUUUUUGCUCCAUCCACCUUUAGAUGCGAUUUCUUAUUAGUGUUUUCCCUUAACUCUCAAGAAGUAUUGAAGGACAAUACAAUGUUUGUGGUGGGGACUUCAGAAAAAACAAAUGUCCAAAAGAAGUAAAAUUGUAAGUCCUACAACUUCUCCUUCUACUCCAGACUCAAUAAAUUUUAGGGAAGAUGAUGUUGCAAGUGAUAAAUCUAUUAGCCUGUGGAGACCAAUAGGCAUAAUGACCACAGAGAAUACAAGCGAUGCAGACCCUAUCGAUACCUUUUCAACGCAUGGCUACAUGUCGGUUGAUAAAUCUUCCAAUGAAUCUCUUCUAUCAACUCAAAUUCCUGCUCAAAUAGAAUCCAUCAAAAUGGAACAAAGAUCUCGUAACUUCUCAAUCGAUGAAGACAAUCAGCUUGUGUCUGUUUGGCUCAAUGUUUGCUUAGAUGCAGAUAAUGGAGAUGAGCAAAAAAGUAGUGGGUAUUGGAAAAGAAUAUGGGAGUAUUUCAACAAGGGAAAGAAAUUUACUUUUGAGCGUGUUGCUGAUUCUCUAAUGGACUGUUGCUCAGCCAUGCAAUUUGCAGUGAAUUAUUUUUGUGGGUACUAUGCCCAGAUUAAAGCAAUGAAACAAAGUGGUGUCAACGACCAAAUAGGAUAAUACCGCCGAUGGAGAUGUACCAGCAAAU